AUGUCUUUAAUGGAUAUUUUGGAGAAAGCUCAAGCACUUGGCUUGAGUGCAGACGUAGUUCAUGAUUUACUAGAAAAGCAACAUCAGAUAGAUAAGGAUAAGGCGGAUAGAAUGGAGCGGUCAGCCGAACGCGAGGCGAGACGACUAGAAUUAGAGUAUCACGAGGCAGAGAGGCGACGAGCGCACGAACUCGAGAUUGCUAAAAUUAAGCAUAGUAGUUCGAACGAGUUUGACAGUAAUUCUAGCAGGUCAAAUUCGCAUAUGUUCGAGGGUCUUAGACUGCCUACUUUUGCCGACGGCCAAGAUGAUUUGGAUAGUUAUCUACAGCGGUUCGAACGUUUAGCAGAAUUGCAUGGGUGGAAGCAUGAGGACUACCAUGUGUACCUAGGUACAUCAUUGCGCGGUCAAGCACUUAAGGUGUAUAUUUCUUUGCCUGAUGAAACGCUACGAAAUUAUGAGCGCUUAAAGGAAACCCUCCUUAGAGCAUUUGCUGUUGAUGCAGAUUCAUAUAGAAGAAAAUUCAAAGAAAGUAAAUGUAAAGAUAAUGAAUCAUAUGUACAAUUAGUAGUUAAGAUGGAGCAGUAUCUCGAUCGGUGGCUAUCCAUGAGUAAAGUUGAGAAAGAUUAUGCUCGCCUGUUUGAUUUCCUUGUCAGGGAACAGUUACUGACAAAUUGCAGUUCUGAUUUACGGGUGUUCUUGAAAGAAAGGGGGUGUGAAAGCGCAACAGAGAUGGCGGAAGCAGCAGAUAGAUAUCGUAGUGCUCACGCAUAUCGCGGAAGCAAGCCUUCAAGGUCAAUGCAAAAACAGAGUUCACCAAAUGUUGAUGACAUUAAAUGCCAUGGAUGUGGAAAGCCUGGUCAUAUCCGUCCGAACUGCCCUAAUAACCCUAGAAACUUUAAACAAAAGACAGAGGGUAAAGUUAAUUUUGUCUUUCAGUCUGAGAUGAAACCACAAAAUAGUAUAAUUGAUGCAGAAGGCAAAUUGUUUGAAAAACCAGCGGAGGUUAUGUUUGACACGGGGUGUUCGACUGUAAUUGUUAAUGACAAAUUAGUGCCAGCAAGAUUUAGAUUAGGGCCUAUGGUUAAGGUCUAUGAUUAUCUUGGGGUUCCAAAUUCAUUCCCCAAAGUCAGAUGUUUUAUUCGAAGUAAAUUUUUUUCAGGGUGGAUUAGUGCCAUUGCAGCUCCCCUUAAAUUUGCAGAUGUGCUUAUCGGACUAGUUCCUGGUGUAAAAUUGCCUGGUAAGUGCGCCACUACCUCGCUCGAGCACGAACAGAGCAAAGAGGCAGGUGAUGAUGCUUCACAAGCUCUUACAAAGGUAAGCGAUGUUUCCGUGGGGAAUGACUACAAAAUCGCUGAUAAAGAGGAUGUUAAUGGGUCUCCUGACGUCAUUGCUAUGAGUGUCCAGACUCGCUCAUCGGUAUCAAAAGCGGCUAAGACUACCUCAUUAGCUUGUUCAGAAUUCUUAGACCUAAAUAUAAAUAAAGUUAAUAUCAUGGAGGAACAGCUAAAUUGUCCAACACUUCAAUCUAUCAGGGAAAAUGUUAAAAGCGGAAAACAUGUGAGAGUAAAAUCGCGCACAGUAAAAUUUGAAAUAAUAAAUGGACUAAUUUACAGGGUAUGUCUUGAGAGCAAAUAUGAUUAUGAAAUUGGAAGUAAGCAACUUGUUAUUCCUGAUAAGUAUAGGAUUCACGUUCUAAAUCUGGCUCAUGAUUCAUUGACUGCCGGACAUUUCUCUCAUCGGAAGACGAGUCUUAAGGUGUUUUCUAAAUUCUUUUGGCCUGGUGCUGGCGCUCAUAUUAAGAGAUAUUGCAGAUCAUGCCCGAUCUGUCAGAAGUUUUCAGCCAAGGGAACUGUACGUAAAGUACCAAUGAAGAAUCUCCCCAUUAUUUCCGAACCAUUUUCGCGUGUUGCUAUAGAUUUAGUAGGACCUUUUUCACCUAGUUCAGAUAGAGGAAACAAGUAUGUGCUUACUUUGAUCGACUACGCGACACGAUAUCCCGAAGCUGUACCUCUGAAAAACAUUGAUACCAUAACCGUUGCGGAAAGCUUGGUAGAAAUAUUUUCGAGAGUUGGUGUCCCGCGAGAGAUCUUAUCUGAUCGCGGUUCUCAAUUCAAAUCUGAUCUCAUGAGUGAAAUUCACAGAAUGUUAUCUGUUAAAGCUUUAUAUACUAGUCCCUAUCAUGCUUCAUGUAAUGGUGCUGUAGAAAGGCUGAACGGUGUCUUAAAAUCAAUGAUAAAGAAACUUUGCGUAGAUCACCCGAAGCUUGGAUCGCUAUAUACCUGCUGCCCUAUUGCUUACAAAAAAUUCCGAACGACAGUCUUAAGUUUUCUCCAUUUGAGUUAUUGUACUUCCGCCGGGGACGGCGGCAAAAGCAAAAGCAAAAGUGAAAUUGCUCAGGUAUGCGUAGUUGAAGAAGAGAACCAAAGCCUAAAUGACGUAAGUGACUUAGAUGCUGAGCCCAUGCCUAAUACCGAGAGGCUCUCGGAAGAUUUGUGA
Penaeus monodon (black tiger shrimp) is the source of this 2496-nucleotide messenger RNA. RefSeq lists its product as uncharacterized. Gene Ontology annotation, molecular function: zinc ion binding; nucleic acid binding. Lineage: Eukaryota; Metazoa; Arthropoda; Malacostraca; Decapoda; Penaeidae. Gene Ontology annotation, biological process: DNA integration. The record is from RefSeq and is a predicted model, not a curated record. The transcript has 3 exons. Bases 1 to 2496 code for a protein of 831 amino acids.